Harmonia axyridis is the source of this 1807-nucleotide messenger RNA. Its product is annotated as pyruvate kinase-like. The transcript is spliced from 8 exons. The record is from RefSeq and is a predicted model, not a curated record. Gene Ontology annotation, cellular component: cytoplasm. Gene Ontology annotation, biological process: glycolytic process. Gene Ontology annotation, molecular function: potassium ion binding; magnesium ion binding; pyruvate kinase activity. Lineage: Eukaryota; Metazoa; Arthropoda; Insecta; Coleoptera; Coccinellidae. The coding region runs from base 159 to 1727 and encodes 522 amino acids.
GCAUGAGAUAAUACAAUAUUCUAGUAUGGAAACAGGUAACCUUCAAGUAUUAUAACUAAUAACAAAGUCAAAUAUGAUUAGGGGAACAUAAAUCUAUAAUCGAACAUUUAUCCGAGUGUGAUAUAAGUUCUGAAAGUUGCUCAUAACAUAGAACAUAAAUGGCAUCCACAAAAAAUGUUCUCUUGAAAAGAGAAUCGAAGUAUGAUGUUACUUAUUUGAAGCAUGUUUGUGACUUGAAUAUCAACACUGAACCACAGGCUGUCAGAUUAACUGGAAUAGUAUGUACGAUAGGUCCGGCUUCAAGAGACCCUCUGGUCUUGGAAAAGAUGAUGGCCAAUGGCAUGAACGUAGCACGUCUAAACUUUUCUCAUGGAACCCAUCAAUACCACAAGGAAACCAUCAAGAAUAUCAGAAUAGCUGCUGAUAACUAUAGCAAGAAACUUGGUUAUUUCCAUCCUAUAGCCAUAGCCUUGGACACAAAAGGUCCAGAAAUCAGAACUGGAGUUCUAGAAGGAGGCAUAUCAGCAGAGAUAGAACUACAAGAAGGCGACACAAUAAAACUUACAGCCGAUAAAAAUUUAUACUCCAAAUGCAACACCAAAUGCGUAUACGUAGGCUUGGAAAACCUUCACAAGAUCGUUCCUCUAGGUGUCCGUAUCUUCAUAGAUGAUGGACAGUUGGCUCUGAAAUGUACCAAAAUUCUGGCUGACUCCAUAGAGUGCGUUAUAGAGAAUGGCGGCAGUUUAGGAAGCUCAAAAGGGGUACAUAUUCCAGGUGUACCAAUAGACUUACCGUCUGUCUCAGAUAAAGAUCUACAAGACAUCAAUUUCGGUAUAGCAGAGGAUGUUGAUAUGGUGUUUUUGUCUUUUACAAGGGACGCUGACACUGUUAAAAGGAUUCAAGAGCUUGUAGUGAAGAGUGGUAAGCAGACUCAAGUGAUUGCGAAGAUUGAGAACGCCCCAGGUAUGAAAAACAUGGACGAGAUCAUAGCCAAUGCAGAUGGCAUUUUGAUCGAUCGAGGUGACCUUGGAAUGGCCAUACCCACCCAGAAGGUGUUCCUGGCCCAGAAGAUGAUAAUAGGGAAGUGCAACAAGGCGGGGAAACCCAUAAUCUGCGCUACACAGAUGCUGGAAUCAAUGACUUAUAAGCCUAGACCAACAAGAGCUGAAAGCUCUGAUGUGGCUAAUGCUGUUCUAGAUGGCGCUGACUGCGUUAUGCUGUCUGGUGAAACAGCAAAAGGACACUAUCCUCUAGAGUGCGUGAAGGUCAUGAGUGAUAUAAGCAAGGAAGCAGAAGCGGCUGUUUGGCAGAAGCAACUUUUCGAAGAUCUAUCCAAUGAGAUCCACACGAAGGAUAACACUCAUACCAUAGCUAUUGCUGCAGUUGCGGCUUCCAUAAAGAAUCUGUCAAGUGCUAUAGUGGUGUUGACUACUACUGGUCGAUCAGCACACUUGAUCUCCAAAUAUAGACCUCAUUGUCCCAUAAUUGCCGUAACUAGGUCCAAACAGGUUGCUAGAAAAAGUGUUAUUUAUCGAGGCAUACUUCCGAUUGUUCAUGAGGAGCAAUUGGAUGACUGGAUACAAGAUGUGAACGCUCGUGUCGAAUAUGGAAUCAAUUAUGGAAAAAAGGUUGGAUUUAUUCGAAAAGGAGAUUCUGUGAUUGUUAUUACAGGAUGGCGGGAAGGUAGAGGUUUCACCAAUUCCAUGAGAAUUAUGGAGGUCGACUGAGGCAAUUUGAUGUGUUGAUAUACUACCAAAUAAAGUUUUUGUAAUUUGUUUAUAUCCCAAAUAAACUCCCAUUGAGUUUG